Messenger RNA from Laccaria bicolor S238N-H82, 390 nucleotides. RefSeq lists its product as uncharacterized. Gene Ontology annotation, cellular component: nucleus. The record is from RefSeq and is a predicted model, not a curated record. The annotation marks the transcript as partial. NCBI's taxonomy places the organism in Eukaryota, Fungi, Basidiomycota, Agaricomycetes, Agaricales, Hydnangiaceae. The transcript has a single exon.
GUCUACUCUGCAUCGGGCUUUGAUCUCCUUUCUAUUCUUGCGCGCGUCGCCACACGUCCCAAUCCACACGUUGUUCUUGGGCCCGUAGACCUCACAUGCUCCUUCGUCGUCGUCGAUGUCCGGAGAUACGACCAUCCAAUCGUGUAUUGUUCUCCUCAAUUCUGUGCUCUCACUGGAUACGAGGAACACGAGGUUUUGGGACGAAAUUGCCGCUUCCUUCAGGCCCCUGGUGGUCUAGUUCAGAAGGGAGAGGAGAGAAGGUUCACGGACGGUGUUGCUGUUGCACAGUUGAGGAAGAGCUUGGUCGCAAAUAAGGAGUGCCAGGCUAGUAUUGUCAACUACAAGAAAGAUAGACAAGCCUUCAUCAACAUGGUGACCAUUAUCCCAGUC